Messenger RNA from Syngnathoides biaculeatus (alligator pipefish), 3177 nucleotides. RefSeq names its product ANTXR cell adhesion molecule 1d (gene antxr1d). Gene Ontology annotation, cellular component: membrane. The transcript has 18 exons. The coding region runs from base 198 to 1934 and encodes 578 amino acids. Gene Ontology annotation, molecular function: signaling receptor activity. The record is from RefSeq and is a predicted model, not a curated record. NCBI's taxonomy places the organism in Eukaryota, Metazoa, Chordata, Actinopteri, Syngnathiformes, Syngnathidae.
UCCACCACAGAAGCAAGAUUUCAGGAGGCCGGCUUCCAGUCAAGGCCUGCGCGGAUCGAGGCGACCCGGCCGCACGGAGCAAAAACGAGCGAACUUGAGACAUCGAUCGCGUAUUAGCGGAUGUUGGAGGGACAAUGUGAAAAGUUGCGGCGGGUGGCGGCGCUGUUGCUGGAGAGCUCGAACACAAGCGGGGAAAGAUGGCGAGGAGGCGCAUCCACACGCUCCUCGCUUCGCUUUUACUCGGACUUUUCCUCCUCCAUGUGUCGGUGAAAGGAGUGCAACAAGAGGAGCGACAGCAGGAGGAGGAGGAGGAGGAGGAAAGGUCCUGUCAGGGCGCCUUCGACCUCUACUUUGUCCUGGACAAAUCUGGAAGUGUGAAGCAUCACUGGAUCGAGAUUUAUUCUUUUGUGGAGCAGCUGGCAGAGAAAUUUAUCAGCCCCAUGUUGAGAAUGUCCUUCAUCGUCUUCUCCACGCAUGGGAAAAUCAUCAUGGAGUUAACUGAGAACAGGGAGAAAAUCACUGCAGGACUCAGAUCUCUAAAAAGUGUGAUUGCUGGUGGAGACACAUUUAUGAACCUUGGCUUGGAGAUGGCCAAUACACAGAUAUAUCAAGAGAAUCAAGGGACAGCCAGCGUUAUCAUCGCGUUGACUGACGGGGAACUGAACGAGUGGCAGUUUGACAUGGCUCAGCGUGAGGCUCAGAGGGCCAGGUCUAUGGGAGCCAUUGUUUACUGUGUAGGGGUCAAAGAGUUUAACCAGACCCAGCUUGCGACCAUUGCGGACACUAUGGAACAUGUGUUUCCUGUGUGGGGGGGCUUCCAAGCCCUCAGGGGAAUCAUUGAUUCGAUCAUCAAGAAGUCCUGCAUUGAGAUCCUUGCAGCCGAGCCGUCCAGUGUGUGCGCAGGAGAGAGCUUUCAGGUGGUGGUGAGAGGAAAUGGUUUUCUCCAUGCCAGAAACAUUGACCAGGUCCUCUGCAGCUUCAAACUGAAUGACACGCACACUGUUGAUGAGAGACCAGCCGGAAUAGAGGAUACAUUCCUUCUUUGUCCUGCUCCAGUUAUUGAAGAGACAGGGAGGGUGAUCUACCUGCAAGUGAGCAUGAAUGAGGGAAUCUCCUACAUCACCAGCUCGGUGCACAUCACGACUACUGAGUGUUUCGACGGCACCAUCGUGCUGAUUUCGCUGCUGGUGGUGUUCUUGCUGUUGGCCCUGCUGCUCGUGUGGUGGUUUUGGCCUCUCUGCUGCACUGUGGUCAUCAAAGAACCUCCCCCACCGCCUCCCCCAGAACCUGAAUCGGACGAUGAAGACGGGAUGCCCAAAAAGAGGUGGCCUACGGUUGACGCUUCUUACUACGGAGGACGAGGAGUGGGAGGCAUUAAACGCAUGGAGGUGCGCUGGGGAGAGAAGGGCUCCACUGAGGAAGGCGCCAAGUUGGACAAACCCAAAAAUGCAGUCGUCAAGAUGCCAGAGCAGGAAUUUGAGCCUUACGAGCCCAAGCCCCGCAAACCCAACCGCCGGCCCACCCAGCGGAGGAGGUGGUACACCCCCAUUCAGGGGAAGCUAGACGCUCUGUGGGCUCUCUUGAGAAGAGGCUAUGACCAAGUCUCUCUAAUGAGGCCUCAGCCUGGAGACCAGGGUCGCUGCAUACGUUUCCAAAGGGUAAAAGGAGACUCGGCCACCUACGCCCGUGCCGCCCCCCGUGAAGCCCCCCCUCCUCCCUCCUCGCCCCUUCCCACUGCUCCCCUCCCCCCCGUGCCCAACGAGCAGCGACCCCUGGUCUCCAAUUCGGUCCCCCGCACCAAGCCCCCGACCAGAGGGCCCCGUAACACGCCUCCAUCACGCACGCCCCCCCCUGUGACACGACAGCCACCCGGGCCGCCCCCGUCCCGUGCACCCCCAGGACCCCCGCCUUCCAGACCCCCACCCAGGCUGUGAUGAUGAUGAUGAUGAUGCACGUAGUCCACCUCUUGCAAGCCUGUGGGCUUUGUUGCUGGACAGCAAAAAAAAAAAAAAAAAAAAAAACAUACCAUAUUUAUCCUCACAUGCAAAUCAGCCACAUGCGGACUAAUCGAAAGAAAAAAGCUUGUAGAAGUGUAAGGAUCUAUGUUAGAUUCUAGAUCAGGGCUGGCGAACCUAUAUGACCUUUGCCUGAGAGGCGGGGUCACCAUUGACACCUAUGAUUUAAAAUCAAUGAAGCUAACAUGCAUGUUUUUGGAACGCGGGAUAGAACAACUGCGAGGUGCUAACCACUAGUCCACCGUGCUGCUCAAUUCUUAUAAUAUACUGUAUAAGAUUCAAGAAUAAUAUUGUGGCAUGACAAUAUGGCCUCUCAAAGCAAAAAGGUUCCCCACCCCUCUUCUGGAGUGUGUAGAAUGUUCAGUAGACUUUGCUUUGGUUUUAUUACAGGAGAUUUUUAUUUUUUAAAAUACAGCAUAGGAAUGGGCGAGUGCUGAUACCAGAUACCAGGUUUAUUUUUAGGUAGCCGGUACUCGUGAAGGCUGCCGAUACCAGCCAUCUUUACUUGCAGCACAAAAAUCUGACAAUUAAUUCACUUCACCGGUAGGUGGCGCCACACUGCGGCUGUUUGACACAUGGGGAAUCGUGUACAUCGGAAAGAAAGGAAUAUAUUUGUUCACACUAAUCUGUCAUUGUGUUAAUUUCAAUUUACGUUGGCAAAGUAAAGUGCUGUCGGUACUAGGUAUCAGUGAGUGGUGGAAUGAAUACUUGUAUCGGUCUGGAAAGGGGUAUCAGACAUACAGAAAAUAAUUGAGCAUCGUAGUGAAAAGAAUGAGAUUUUUUUUUUUUUUUUCAAUGUAGACUACCUUCUUAGUUGCUGCAAAUUAGGUCCGAGGUCCCUUUUACAUUUCACAGCGUGCUAAAAUUUUUGUUGCAACUGCAGGGCAGUUUCUACAGAUUUUAUUUAUUUUAUUAACCUUGGCUGAGUUCGACACUAGGGCGUUUCUUUUUCGGGGAGUGUCAAGGUUUUGUUUUUGUUUUUUUUUUUUUUUAUUAAUAAUUUUACAAGCAAGCUCUUCCGACUGAUCUUCAUUUGUGGUCAUUUUAAAAGUUUAGUACCAAAGAUUGUUGUACUUGUACUUUUCUCUUCACUACAUUUACUGACUGAAAUGAUCACCUGUAUUAUUUCUGCAUUAACAACUUCAAUAAACUAAUUUGUUUU